This is a messenger RNA of Penicillium samsonianum, 1476 nucleotides long. Its product is annotated as Major facilitator superfamily domain general substrate transporter. The coding region runs from base 1 to 1476 and encodes 491 amino acids. Gene Ontology annotation, molecular function: transmembrane transporter activity. NCBI's taxonomy places the organism in Eukaryota, Fungi, Ascomycota, Eurotiomycetes, Eurotiales, Aspergillaceae. Gene Ontology annotation, biological process: transmembrane transport. Gene Ontology annotation, cellular component: membrane. The record is from RefSeq and is a predicted model, not a curated record. The transcript has 8 exons.
AUGGCAUCGAUUUCGGCCAGCCCCCCAGAAGAUGAAUCUAUGAAGAAGGAGAACUUGGAAUUCAUCCAUCUUGAAGAACAAGAACUAGCACAUUGCAAUCCUAGAAAUGAGUCCCCUGUGUAUGGUAUUGACGAGGCACAUCAGAAAAGGGUUAUUCGACGAAUUGAUCUCCGCCUCCUCCCAAUUCUUGGAAUCAUGUAUUCCAUAUCACUUAUUGAUAGGACCAACCUCGGUCUUGCAUUUGUAGCUGGAAUGGAGCAGGAUCUUGGACUUGACAUCGGCAAUAGGUAUACGAUCGUUGUUAUGGUAUUUUUCGUGGCAUACAUUAUAUUCGAGAUACCCAGCAAUCUGAUCCUUCCUCGAGCUGGUGCAGCAAACUGGCUAGCGUUUCUUGGAUUUAGCUUUGGAGUGAUCUUGAUCGGCAUGGGUUUCACCAAAAGUUGGACCACAAUGGUAGCUUGCCGAGUCCUGUUAGGUGUGAUGGAAGCCGGAUUUCUUCCAGGUUGCACAUAUCUAAUUACAUGUUGGUACACGCGAUUUGAGGUAGGCAAGAGGCUGGCCACUUUCUGGCUGGUUUCUGUUGUAUUGAACGCCUUUGCUGCAAUCUUUGCCUAUGCCUUGACCCUGCUAGACGGGAGCUACGGUCUGAACGGAUGGCGCUGGAUUUUCAUCGUCGAGGGUGCCAUUACCAGUAGCAUUUGUUUAAUUGGCUGGUUCAUCAUCAUCGAUUUUCCGACUCAAGCAGAUACGUUUCUCAAGCCGGAAGAAAAAGAAUUCAUCAUCGCCCGCAUAAACAACGACAGUGGAGACGCGGAAGAGGAUCCAAUUACCAUAGAACGGGUUAUUCAUCAUCUUAAGGACUGGAAAUUGUAUGUCUGGGCAUUCAAUCUCAUGGCCUCCACCCUGCCCGGAUAUGCGUACAGCUACUUCAAGACAGUCAUUCUCAUGGGCAUGGGCUUCAGCAACACACAGAGCCAGCUUCUCAGUGCCCCGCCUUACAUUAUUGCUGCAUUCUUUACAUAUUUGGGUGGCUGGCUCACCGAUAAAUAUCAAAUCCGUGGGCCGGUGAUUGCUGUCCAUCAACUGCUGACAGCAGUGGGGAUGUUGAUCACAGCCUAUGGCGGUGCAAGUGGGGCAAGGUACUUUGGAAUAUUCAUGGGUGUGGGAUUCCUACAGUUUUGUAUCCCCGGUGUGCUCGCAUUUCAAGCGAAUAACAUCACUUCCCACUCGAAGCGUGGAGUCGCAUCAGCAACCUGUCUUAUUGGCGGGGGUCUUGGGGGAAUUAUUGCAAGUGUCACGUUCAAGUCUGAUGAAAGUCCGCAUUAUACUACAGGCAUUUGGGUGACAUUUGGCAUUACAAUGGUUAGCAUAUGCUUAACCCUGAUGAUGGACUUUCACUUUUGGAAAACAAACAAAAAGGCCCGGGAGACAAAUGGCCAGAUUGAGGGUAUGGCAGGAUGGUACUAUACUCUUUGA